GAGGCCAAAGAGGCGGGCCUGGGGAAAAACCCGCGAAGAGCCGGAGGGAGGGAGGGACGUUUCUUUCGCAUACGGCCGUUUCCUCCCACAACAAAACGUCAGCAAGACAAGCGUGUGCGGGGGUGGGAUUGGCUUUCUCUUACUUGCCGGCUUUCCUUGGCUGGAGGAGGAACACUAGCGAGGCAAGGAAAACAGAGGCUCCAGCGAAAGACGGCCGCUUCUGCCAGGCCGUCCAGCAGUGCAGGGGCCGCUCCUUCCCUACACGACCUCCUUGAACUCUGGUGCGCUUGGAAAGAAUAUGUCAAGACAAUCAAACAGAGAUUAGCUUGCAAUAAAAAGGCAAUAAUUGGAAUUGUCAUUUCUCACCUCAUUUUCGGCAUUUUCCUCUUUUUCCUGGGAACCUCAGUGCCAUUAAACUGCCAAAAGGAGGCCAUUAAAUGUCCAUCUGUUACAUGCCCAUCUGAUUGGAUUGGACACCAGAGACACUGCUAUAACCUUUCAAGAGACGAAAAAAACUGGAAUGAGAGCCAGAAAUUUUGUAUGUUACAUAAUGCUUCUCUGGCCAAAAUUACAAAGGAGGAAAUGGAUUUUGUGACAAAUCUCACAAGAAACUACAUCUUUUGGAUCGGCCUCAAGAGAGAACCAGAUCAGCCCUGGAAGUGGCUAGAUGGAGAAAACGCAAUGUUGAAAGUCAGGGGAGAUGGAGGAGACUGUGCAUAUUUGGUUGAUGAUGCUACUGCCAGCUCAGGGAGAUGCACCACUGAACACCGCUACAUCUGCAAAAAAAAUGAUUUUAUGAGAUCCUGAAAUGUCUUUAAUGACCAUUCAAAAGAACAACAAUGUUCAUCAUUUUUAUACAGUUGGGUGAAAAGGAAAAUACACCCUAUCUGAGUUCUAUGCUUUUUACAUAUAAGGACAUAGUCAAUUGGGUGGAUAAAAAUCGAUUUUUAAAAAAAAAAAAUUAAAAAUCAGAUUUUUCUAUUUAAAUCAGAUUUUUUUUAUUUUUAUUAAGUUUAUUUUAAUAAAAUGUUUUUGGAGUAAAGUUAUAUCUAAAGAUAGUUUUCUAUUUAAGAUAAUUAAUUUAAUUUAUUCAGCAUGAAAUGAAGCUUAGUUAUGUAACAUGAGGCUCUAUAUUCUGCAAUAUUUAUAUUUUUGGUAAACUCAUUCAUUGAAUCCAAGCUCUGCAAGCUAAAUAAGAAACUUUCAUUUUGUUUGCAAAUAAGAUUCUAACUACCAGCAAGAAUGAGUGAUUACAUUUAAAGAGCACUUGUCAUUUCAGAUCCAUCAUGCCAGUUCCUGUAUCGAGCAUCCACUCACCUGCUGCCUGCCAAGUCCCUCAUCUUGCGGUGCCAUUGGCGCACCACCAGCCAUCCCAUUAAAGUGAAUGGGACUGUCAGACAAGGACUGCAGGACAAAGAUGACAGUUGCUCUUUAAAAAUUAUGAUUUAAAUCAAGCCUUUUUACUAGUGAUUUAAAUCAUGAAUUAAAUUGUGAUUUUGACUUGAUUUAAAUCGAAUCCACAAUGUUUUUUAUGUUUUCAGCUGACAUUGUCAAAAGAAGAAAUUAUACAAUUGUUAAAGGAUUUGGAUAUUGAAGUGAAAGGAGCUGUAUUACUGUUUUAAGUUAACAACAUUUAUACAGAUGGCAACGGAUGAGAGGAAAAAAAACAAGCAAAUACAUUGACAUAAAAUAUUGCAAUGUCAGAGAAGCAGUCAAAGAAAAUGUAAUGGACCUAAUUUAUUGUCCAUCGGAAGAUAAUUUAGUUGAUUAUUUUUUUCUCUUGCAUUUUUUUGACGUCUUAACUAUAAAAGGGAAUGUAAGAUGGGUCUCUUUUGAUAGGGAGGUCCCACUUUAUUACUUUAUUAAACUGCUUUUAAAUAA
Molecule: messenger RNA, 1881 nt
Organism: Ahaetulla prasina
Lineage: Eukaryota; Metazoa; Chordata; Lepidosauria; Squamata; Colubridae
Product: C-type lectin domain family 2 member D11-like
Exons: 5
Source: RefSeq, a predicted model, not a curated record